Messenger RNA from Candidozyma haemuli, 2097 nucleotides. It is a transcript of the gene PUS7, whose product is annotated as pseudouridine synthase. Bases 1 to 2097 code for a protein of 698 amino acids. The record is from RefSeq and is a predicted model, not a curated record. Gene Ontology annotation, molecular function: RNA binding; pseudouridine synthase activity. NCBI's taxonomy places the organism in Eukaryota, Fungi, Ascomycota, Pichiomycetes, Serinales, Metschnikowiaceae. The transcript has a single exon. Gene Ontology annotation, cellular component: nucleus. Gene Ontology annotation, biological process: pseudouridine synthesis.
AUGGACGGUCCAACCAAAAGAAGCGCAUCGCCAGCCGCCGAAUUGCUCAAGAAACCAAAGGUGUAUGCUGCUCCAGGCAAAGUAGUUCUGGAGGCAGAUGUGGGAGUGACUCAGUAUAUUAAUGAGGCCUACAAAACGGGACCGGGUUUCUUCGGUUCAAUUAAGCAGAGAUACUCUGAUUUUCAGGUCAACGAGAUCACGUUGGACGGAACAGUGGUGCAUUUGACUGACGAGGGCAUCGACUUGGGAAAGACUAAGAAAGAAAGAAAACAGGAAAGAAGACUGAAUGAACGUGCUGAUCUUCAAGAUAAGACUCCAGAGGAGAUUGAAGCUAUCAAGGCAGAAAAAGCAGAGAAGGCUACGGCUGAAGAAAAGCAGGAGAAUGGAGAGAACCAGCCUAAGUACGAGCUCAGCGAGGACCACAAGGCUCGCUUAUUGGAACUUCUUGCUCCAGAAGAGCUCCAGGAGGUUGAGGCUCUUUUCACGAACGGAGGAAACAUGGAAACAAAGACAACUUUUGACGAUAAGGCUACGAGAACGCAAUUGCAUCAACUCCUCAGACAAGCAUUCCAGGGAAAGCUCGAAACCAUGACUUCUCCUGAAAACACAUUCAAAGUGGCCUUAUCGAAGGGGACCAACAGCAAAAGAGGUCAGAAUGUUAACCAUGUCGACGACCUGGGCGUGAUAAACUACGGGUUGGGCCCAUUCAAGAACUACUUGCACUUUACGCUCUAUAAGGAAAACAGAGAAACUAUGGAAGUAGCUUCUAUGAUUUCAAAGUUCCUCAGAGUACCACACAAAGCGGUCAAGUACGCGGGAACCAAGGACCGUCGUGGUAUCACUUGUCAGAGACUCAGUAUUCACAAGGGUAAAGUCCAAAGAGUUACAUCUCUUAACAAAGGAUUGAAUGGCUCGACUCUUGGUGGAUUUAAGUACGAAAGCAAAGGCCUUGAUCUUGGUGAUUUACAGGGUAAUGAGUUCUUAAUCGCUAUCCGUGACGUUAAGACAGAGACGGACAACUUGGAAGAGGUUGUUGACAAGGCCUUCAACUCUCUCAACGAAAAAGGUUUCAUCAACUACUACGGUUUGCAAAGAUUCGGAACCUUUUCAAUUUCUACCCAUGUCUUGGGUAUUGAGCUUCUUAAGGAUAACUGGAAGAACGCCGUUGACCUUCUCCUUGCUGAACAAGACAGAGUUGUGGCAGAGUCAGUGGAGUCUCGUAGGAUUUGGGCUGAAACCAGGGAUGCUAGUACAGCAGCCAAGCUCAUGCCAAGGAGAUGUUUUGCUGAACAGAACGUUCUCAGUUCUUUGGCAAAGGAAAAGAAGGUGAACGAUACCGGCGAGGAGGACUAUCACAAACAAGCAUACUUCCGUGCCAUAAUGCAGAUUCCACGUAACUUGCGUCUCAUAUAUGUCCAUGCUUAUCAAUCCUAUGUGUGGAAUAUGGUCGCCUCGAAGAGAAUUGAGCUUUUUGGGUUGCAAGUUCGUGAAGGCGACUUGAUUAUGGUGGAGCACAAGAAUGCCGAAAGCCAAAAGGUCGUCUCUCUCGAUGAAGAUGGCGAAGAGUUCGAAGAAGAUGUUGCAGGUACGCUUUCUGACAAGGUUCGUGCUCUUACAAAAGAAGACAUUGACUCAGGAAACUUCUCCAUUUAUGAUGUGGUGCUUCCAUCUCCUGGUUACGACGUGGUCUACCCAACUAGCCCAGAACUCAUGUCAGUUUACGAGCAGGUAAUGGCUAAGGAUGGCCUUGAUCCCCACAAUAUGGGCAGGAGAGUGCAAGAGUUCUCCUUAGCAGGCUCCUACAGACCACUUAUGGGAAAAGCAUCACAGCUCUCAUACAAAAUUGUUAAACACAAGGACACUCAAGAUCCGAUCUUGAGAACGGAUUUGGAGAUUUUACGUGCUAAGAAGGAAAAUGACACAGCUUUGGACAGAAUCAUCGAUUAUUCCGAUUCCGAGGAAGCUACCCAGACCGGCAUAGUCUUACAAAUGAGAUUAGGCGUAAGCUGUUACGCCACCAUGGCGCUUCGAGAGUUUAUGAAGGCCGACACGAGUCGGUUUAGUGCCAACUUCGACGUCAAGACCAAUAAUAAAUAA